Trichoderma asperellum CBS 433.97 is the source of this 510-nucleotide messenger RNA. RefSeq lists its product as uncharacterized. Lineage: Eukaryota; Fungi; Ascomycota; Sordariomycetes; Hypocreales; Hypocreaceae. The record is from RefSeq and is a predicted model, not a curated record.
AUGGCAACAAUGGACAAUUUAUUCGCAAUAAUGGAUGAGUUAUCACCCACUCCAUGCCAAGUCAUGUCCGCCGCCAAGCAGAAUCGCAUCAUGGUCUGGCGCGACGAGGUCGCAUCCGCAUCAGCUUCAUAUACCACCGCCAGCAACUACUCCGCCCCUUCGCUCGUCACAACAACCACUGCGUCGUCGACAUCUCUAUCGCCCUCUGAACUUGCCACCAUGUCAAAGAGCUCACGGCUGUGGCACAAGGUCAAGGCGCAAUUCACCGGCAAAGCUCGCCGCCGCAGCAGCGUGGCCAAUGCCGACGUACCGGACUUCAUGAUGCCGCCCCGGAAAGGCGAUGUCACGCGAACAGCCAUGUACGAGAACUUACGAUCAGAAGAUUACAAAUCUCCAGACGAAGAGGUUGUGCCGGGCCAAGACAGCAGCAAUGGCCGAGGACGGGGUCUGUUCCAAAGGCAGAGAAGGAUGAUACGGGCGUCGAAGCUUUUGGUGAAUACCAUUAGCUGA